Molecule: messenger RNA, 792 nt
Organism: Komagataella phaffii GS115
Lineage: Eukaryota; Fungi; Ascomycota; Pichiomycetes; Pichiales; Pichiaceae
Product: Peptidyl-prolyl cis-trans isomerase (cyclophilin) of the endoplasmic reticulum
Exons: 1
Coding region: 1-792 (263 amino acids)
Biological process (GO): protein folding; protein peptidyl-prolyl isomerization
Cellular component (GO): intracellular membrane-bounded organelle
Molecular function (GO): peptidyl-prolyl cis-trans isomerase activity
Source: RefSeq, a predicted model, not a curated record
AUGAAUUUAACUUUGAUCUUCACCCUGAUCAGCCUUUUGCUUGGUGUUUGGAGUGCACCGAUAGAAGAACCUCCUUAUACGCAUUUCGUGACGUUUCACAUCACCCAGGACGAUCAGCCUUUGGGUGAUCUGGUGCUGGGACUGUACGGUACUGUCGUUCCUAAGACCGUGAAGAACUUCUACCAGCUCGCUGCUAUGACACCCGGGUUUGGAUACGAUGGAUCCUUAUUCCAUAGAGUCAUUGAGGAUUUUAUGAUUCAAGGAGGAGAUUUUACAUCUGGAGACGGGAAAGGUGGUCGUUCGAUAUAUGGUGAGAACAAAGGAGAUUUUCCUGAUGAGAAUUUUGUUUUGAAGCAUGACAGAUUAGGAAGAGUAAGCAUGGCAAACUCUGGAAAGGAUACCAAUGGAUCUCAAUUCUUUAUUACUGCCAAAGCUACUUCUUGGUUAGAUGGACAUCACGUUGUGUUUGGCCAAUUGGUUGAUGGGUUUGAAGUGUUUAGUAGCAUCAUCAAAACUCCUACCAACUCAAGGGAUAAUAAGCCAACGGCUAAAAUUAUGAUUAAAAACGCAACCGUAAAGGAAGUUGAUGAGUCAGAUAUAAAGUCGAAACAAACUGACUCACCAAAGGCAGAAGAAUCAAACGACAAAGGGUCGGAAAGUAAGCAAUCCGUCGAAGGCACCGCUCAUACUGGUUUAUGGGCAUUGGUAUUUUUUGCAGCAAUUGGAAUUGUAGCUUUCCUGAUUUACAAGAAGUCUAUCCGCCACACUCUUUACACCAAAUUGAACAAAUGA